Pseudozyma hubeiensis SY62 is the source of this 4992-nucleotide messenger RNA. Its product is annotated as retrograde transport, endosome to Golgi-related protein. The transcript has a single exon. NCBI's taxonomy places the organism in Eukaryota, Fungi, Basidiomycota, Ustilaginomycetes, Ustilaginales, Ustilaginaceae. Gene Ontology annotation, cellular component: GARP complex. Bases 1 to 4992 code for a protein of 1663 amino acids. Gene Ontology annotation, molecular function: syntaxin binding. Gene Ontology annotation, biological process: Golgi to vacuole transport; retrograde transport, endosome to Golgi. The record is from RefSeq and is a predicted model, not a curated record.
AUGCCUUCCACUUCUGCGGGCGAUCAGACGGCGAGCUCUACUCACUUCCGCAAUGGUAUCACCAGCCCUGGAAGUCCGGGCUCCGAAGCCGACUCGACCAUCAAUAGCACCGCUUUCGCCUCCAGCGUCCUCGCUUCGCGGCUGGGCAGAGGUAUCUACUCAUCCGCAGGUGCGGCAAGCUCAUCCCUCAGCCUUUCCGUCUCUGGAUUCAAUUCACCGGCGCUCGCUCUGACUGGCUUCAACGCCGUCUCGACCGUCCUGAACAACCCAUCCAAGCGCCAGCAUCCCAUCGAUCCAAAGUCAUCUCGCUUCCCGCCCGUAACACCGAAUCAUGUCCCCGCCGACAUCCCAAAGGUCAAAAAGGCCGAGCUCGACUCCUACUUGUCCUCUGUACGACCAGAGUGGGACCGCUUCAUGCGCAAUCAGAGCAUGGGUCGGCAGGGCAAGGCCACCAUCGAACAGCAACAGCAGCAGCAACGGCAACAGCGACGCUCUUCCGCCCACGAUUCCUCGCACGAUUCGGAACCACUAGGCCAGCACACUUCACGGCACCGAUCCACGAACAGUAUCGCUUCUCUUUCCUCCGACCUUCAGGCUGUUCCACCGCCUCAAGCUCGGAAGCGUCUCCCCAACCUCAGUGCUGUACCCCAGGUCUUCUUCUCCGAGGAGUUCGACCUCGGCAAUCCGUACACUUUCGACCAAGUCACCGAACGCUACAAGGUCGCUACCACGUCCCCUUCAGAGCAGAAUGGAGGUGCUCCUGAAUACGAUGUUGCGUUGAAUGAGAUGCUCCAAGAGAAGCUCAGCUACUAUUCCGACGUCAUCGAGCAGCAUCUGAUCAUCGAGAUCGGCCAGCAGUCGUCCUCCUUCUUUGCCGCCCUUGAGAACCUCAACGAUCUCAAUGCCGAGGCAGAGAGCUGCCUUCGCAAGAUCGACCAUCUCAAGUCCGAGCUCGAACACAUCGACGAGAACCAAGCGAAGAAGGGCCUCAAAGUUGUUCAGCAACAGCAGCACCGACGACAGCUCGAACGCAAACAGGCCGUAGUCCAGGACGUCCGCCAGCUGGUCGAGCGUCGCGAUCUGGUUCAACUUCUCUUACAGCAGGGCGAGACCGAAGAAGCGCUUGAUCUACUCAACAAACUCAGGUCUACUCUCCGCCGCACCGAUGGCCACGAUGGGCCAGUCAAGACUGAUAUGAACGGCGCAACAAGGACAGACCCUGUGAUCACACUCUCUAACCUGCAAUGUCUGGCAAGCGUCUCUCCGCAGCUCCAUGAAAUGGAACAGGCCUUGUCCGGUAUGCUGGAGCAAAAUCUCGUUGCGAUCCUUCGACAGGACAUCGAAACGCGACUUGAAAACUUUUCCCAGAACCGGAAUGCUUCCACUUCAUCGGCGGACGGCAACAUCUACUUUGCCACUGACUCGGUUCAGUCCGGCGGUCUCACGCUUCAAUCAGAAACCACAGCUUCAGAGCCACCGCUUACACCGGCAAAGACACCGACAUCGCCUUUUGGCCACUCCGCUCGCACUCUUUCUUCGCACGACUCCGACUUGGCCUCCCGCAUUGCGCCGCUCGUCGUUGGGCUCGCCAGAACCGAAGGCAUUGAAAAGGCAGUGACAUCGUACCGUGAUGUGGCCAUUCGAGCAGUCAGGGAGACGUGGAAGGAGACGCUGUCGCAGUCCGGCGAAGAAAUGGCGGAGACGGUCAAGUGGCUCCUUGCCGAGGAUCUGCCCAAGUACGACGACCACGACGACUUGCCAGCACCUGCCGCACGCAUUAGAGAUCUCGAGCAUGGCACCUUCCUCAACGUGAGCCGAAAUCUAUUCGAGACGCUGAUGGAGUGCCUCAAGGGCGUUGAUGCUCAAUGCACACUCGUCCUACGCAUCUUGAACGGUCUGGCUUCCGAAUCGUCGUCGAGCCAUGGUGAGACAACAGCGGUAGGUGACGACAAGGCCGAUCCUCUAUCGUCAGGUGUCGCUCCCUCAACCAAGCUACCCUCACCGCCCACCAUGCCAAGAGGAGUUCCGACCGCUCUGCCAGCCAAGCUUUCCGACGUGGUGGUUGCUUCAGCCGAACAGGCGCACAGUCUGUGCGCACGUCUGCUCACACUUCGAGCCACAACGCAUGCAGCCCUUGAGUUGCCGCCCUUCCUUGUCGUCUUCCAGCUCUGCUGGAGCUUCGUACUGUCUUCCGAACAGCUCUGCCGAAAGAUGAUCGUUGGCUUGCGAGGCACCGUCCUUGGUCAGGCCAAGGGCUUCCUUGCUAAUUUUCAUCGUCGACGCAUUGAGCGCGCCGCCAAGGCGGUCGAAGAGGAGACAUGGGCGCAGGCAGACGUUGGCGCGCAUAUUCAGAGUCAAAUCCGACAGAUCGUCAGCAGUGCCGUCCAAGACCCCUCCGACUUUGUCGUCACUGCCGGCGACGGUCAGUCGGACGCGACAGUGGAGGCGACAGGAGAUACCGAUGUGGAUCAAGCAGCCAGUUCGACCAAAACAUUGGACAUCGAGGAUCGGCAGUACUUUGUCGUGCAUGCCAGUCUCGAUGUGCUGGCGCUGCUCGUCGACUAUCUCAAAGUCGUGAUCAACUUGCCUUUGCUCACCACGGAAGCCAUGGCGAGGGUGGUCGAAUUUCUCAAGCAGUUCAACUCGCGAACCUGCCAGGUCGUGCUCGGUGCUGGUGCCAUGCGAUCCGCUGGCCUCAAGAACAUCACCGCCAAACAUUUGGCGCUGGCGUCACAGUCGCUGUCGAUCAUGAUCUCGCUUAUCCCCUACAUUCGCGAAACAGUGCGCAGGCACCUGUCGCCAAAGCAAGCCGUCAUGCUCACGGAGUUUGACAAGCUACGUCGCGAUUUCCAGGAGCACCAGUACGAGAUUCACGCCAAGCUCGUCGCCAUCAUGUCGGAUCGCCUCACGGUGCACUGCCGCACGCUGAGUGCACUCGAUUGGAACGCAGACAAAGCGGCCGCCGACGAGAAGCCACAAGAAGACGAAAACAAAGACGCUGAACCGAACAGGUACGCUGCGGAUCUGGUAAAGGAGACUGCGACACUGCACAAGGUGUUGAGCAAGUAUCUCCAGCCUGUCGUUGUAGAGCAUGUCAUCGGCCAGGUGUUGCGUGCCACAGAUGCACGUAUCGCUCAAGAGUUCGAGAAGAUCCCGAUUAAAAAUCAGCGGGCCAUUGAUCGCAUGCAGACCGAUGUUCGCUAUCUUGAGACCAAAUUGUCCGUCCUCAAGCACGUGGAAUGGAAGGACGAAGCCCUGCAACAGGUCCUGGCUACCAAGCACGUCCCCCAUGCGGCGCCGGCCGUGAAUGUUUCCGCGUCCACCGGACCCUCGACUCCGAAUAGCGAGUCUGUUCCAGGCUCGCCAGCCCUCGACAAGCCUGCAGCUUCGCCAUUUGGGCCGGUGACGUACAAGCCGCGAAUCCCGAACAUUUUUGCUCGGCGUCAGCAACAACAGCUGAACCAGUCCGGCAGUCCUCGAGCCUCCACCGACGUGCCACCGAGUUCUACACCAGGUGAGACGCAGCGAUCAGUGGAGUCGACGCCGCGCACCAGCCUGCAGAUCCAGCAGCAGCAGCCGGCUAGCGCAACACUAGGGAGCCAGCAGGCGGCAAGUUCCGCUCCCGAGUCGUCCAAGGGGCUCUCGACAUCGGUUGCAAGGAGCAUCGAGGAAGAAGCCAGCGGCGUACCGCCCACGCCGCCGUCGAAGGGCCAUGAGAUCCAGUCGACAGCUUCUGUAAUCGUCCAGACGGGGGACACGGAUGCAGGAGAGGAAGAAGAUCUUGUGGCGCCGGUUGUUCCUGCUCCCGAAGCAGUCGCAAGGGUGCUCGAGGAGGGAGGCAAAUUUUCUUCUGACCUCGCAGACCCUUCUGCGGCCCCUGAGGCGGGCGACGCGAUCGAGCCCGUAAAGAAGGCAACUCCGAACGAGGCUGCAGAUACCGGCCAUAGUCCCCAAGAUGAGCAAAGCCAAGCCAAUGCAGAUGCUGCUACUCCCGUCGCCUCGCACGACGGGGCACAGGAUCAAGCCACGCAGGUGGCUAAGACGACCACCACGAAGCCAGAUGAGGCCUCAGAUGCGGGAAUCAAGACGUCCUUGGUCAGCGCCUCGGCCGGCUUGGGGGAGAGCGAGACACGUAGACCUUCGACACCCAAGAAGGACAGCUUUUCUGCGGCGGCAGUUGCAGCUGAGGCAUCCCCGGCUCGUAGCGGUGCUUCGACGCCAGCAGGAACGCCAGUCAAGCUUGGGAGAAUGUCAUUGAAGGAGCGACUCGCUGAAGCCGCAAGGAAGCGAGCUCAGCAGUCUUCGUCGGCGGCUCGACCCAGCAGCCAACCUGAAGCUCCGACGACUACCACCGCCGCUGCACAACCAUCCGAGACGGCACUUGUCGAUCUCGCUGCUGCAGCAGCGGAUACGACUCUUCCGGAGGCCAACGUCGCAGAAAACAUCGACCAGUCAAGUGCGAGCGAGCCAUUGGCCGAAAGUCAACCUCAAAAACAAAAUUCACUGGGAACAGUUGGCAACGCGCAGCAGCUCAAAGAGUCGGAAGAGCCGAAGAGAACCUCCGAUCCUCUCACGAAAACAGCCGCUGGUGAGACCCGCGCAGAUUCUGCUGCUGAAGCAUCGGAGAAAGCGGUCGUGGAUGCUUCGAAGGAAGCAGAAGCGAGUGAGCUGGGCCCGACGAGUGACAGCGCUGCAGCACAGCCCGCCGACGAGCAAGCUGCGAAGGUGGAUGGCGACGCCUCAAGGAUCCCUUCACCGACUGAUACCACGGAACCCUCCGAGCAAGUUCCGGAUCACGCUGUGACACCAGCAGAAGCACAUGUUGAUCGAGAAGGCGACAAUGAUGACGAUGGCGAUAUCAAUGGCGACGAUGCGGAAGGAGAAGCGGAUGGCGAUGCGAACGAGACCACCAACGAUUCGGCUCCUGGAGGUGGCUCUGGCUCGAGCAGCAAAAAGAACAAGAAGAAGAAGAAAAAGGGCAAGAAGAAGUAG